Messenger RNA from Pungitius pungitius (ninespine stickleback), 1318 nucleotides. It is a transcript of the gene nme3, whose product is annotated as NME/NM23 nucleoside diphosphate kinase 3. Gene Ontology annotation, biological process: CTP biosynthetic process; GTP biosynthetic process; UTP biosynthetic process. The transcript is spliced from 5 exons. Gene Ontology annotation, molecular function: nucleoside diphosphate kinase activity. Bases 103 to 612 code for a protein of 169 amino acids. The record is from RefSeq and is a predicted model, not a curated record. Lineage: Eukaryota; Metazoa; Chordata; Actinopteri; Perciformes; Gasterosteidae.
CACGCGCACUGGGAAGCAUUCCAAAACGCGCGUGCGUACGUACGUAAAUCUUCAUCUUUUCCUCCUCGCAGCGUGUCGCUCCUUCCGUCCAGCGCCGUCACAAUGAUCUGCCUGCUUCUGUCCAUAUUUUCAUACGUCUUCCAGUCAGGCUGCUCCGGUGUGAAUGAGCGCACCUUUGUCGCCGUGAAGCCGGAUGGCGUGCAGCGGAAACUGGUGGGAGAAAUCCUGCGGCGCUUUGAGAAGAAAGGGUUCAAACUGGUCGGCCUCAAGCUGGUGCAGGCAUCUGAGGAUCUACUGAGGGAACACUACUGGGACCUGAGGAGCAAGCCUUUCUUCCGGGAUCUGAUGAGCUACAUGAGCUCUGGACCGAUGGUGGCAAUGGUGUGGGAGGGUUCUGACGUAGUCAAGACCGCGCGUAAGAUGCUGGGAGAGACGGACCCCGCCGCCUCGCUGCCUGGAACCAUCCGGGGGGAUUUCUGCGUGGAAGUGGGCAGGAACGUGAUCCACGGCAGCGACUCGGUGCCGAGCGCGCGGAGGGAGGUCUCUCUGUGGUUCAAACAGAGCGAGCUCCACUGCUGGGAGGACAGCAGCAGCCACUGGAUCUACAGCUGAGGCUCCGCAGGACCCGCGUGACCUCCGACCUGUGGCCAGACCACGGGCAGGGAUCUCACCGCACCUCAGACACACACACACACAGGGGAGAAGAGACGCGAGCGCUUCCCAUCAUGCAUCUCUCUGAACCACCUCUCCGAGGUGAGAUGUGUCCAAACCAAGUGAGCAAUAACUCCACAGCGUGACAGUGUGCUUCUGUUACAGCUUUUAUUCUAUUCUUUGUAUAGUCCUUGGGUUUAUAGUUAUAGUUGUUCCCCAUGUUUGAGGUUUAAUCGUGGAACCAUGAAGGUUCACUUCUACAGAAAUCUUUAUCCAUGAACAUGUGCAAAGUGUUUAAAUUUCCACAGCAGCGCUUUUUCUGUGUCUUGUUGUGAAAAGUCAUCCAAAUGAAGAUGUUUCUCCUUAUCAGAUCUUCCAAAGACAACAAUUAACAGCAAUCAGCCGACACCUUUAUUGCCUUUCUGCACACAUGUUUCAGUGUACUGUGCUUUUAAAUUAGAAUUGUGUAAGGUGGUAAAAAAAAAACGAUCAGCUCACGUGAGAAUACUUGAAUGUAAAUGUUUCGGCUCAUUUUUCCAAAUUGAAGGACAAACUGCCCUGAAUGAAAUUGACUGAUGUAUUUUGUCGUAUAAAAUUGUGCUUUUCUGAAAUCCCAUGAUGCUGAAUGACUUGUCAAAAACAAUAAAUCUGAAACCCUUGAUGUUGA